AUGUCAGCGGCAAACAACGCCGGUGGAAAGGCGGUACUUGCUCAGAACUUCCCAGCCUCCUGGGUGGUGCCCGCAGCUUUGGAGGUCCUGCCCCAGAAGGUGCAAAGUUUGCUGCAGCGCCUGGGACCGUUAGAAGGGCCUCCAGUGAUUUCACAAGGACAGAACGGUCUGCAGGCGUUAGCUCGCUUUCAGAAUGCCAGUGAUGCCAGGGCUGCCGUCCAGACACUGCAUGGGUUUGACAUGCGGUCGGCUUCCGAGAAGCAGACGGCCAAUCACGAGGCUCCAAAGGAGAGCGAAUGCUUCAGCCUGCGAAUAGCAGAUGAUUCAGGUGCACCUCCAAAGAUGGCACGGAAAAGGAGGGUGAAGGCCAACGGCAUCUUUCUAUGGCCCUUGCCGGAUAGCUGGGCAGAGAAGGAUGUCGAGCUUUUGGCUUCGCCUUAUGGCACGGUGCAGAGAACCCGAGUGGAAGGUAUGUCAAGUGGUCAGAAGGGUGUUCUGAUUGACUUCGACACAUCGAGCGCUGCGUCUUCAGCCUUGACUGCACUCAACGGGCUUUCACUCAUGGGAGCUCGCCUGCGCUGCGUGAUGCAGGAAGAGCCUGAGCCCAAAAAGCCUGUGACGUCGUUUCAUUGCUACAUUGACGAGCUGGCAAUGCCUUCCUUGCCGCGGGAGGUGGAGCCCAAGCUUGACGACAGAGAGAUCUUUGUCACACACUUGCCGCCAAAGGCAAGCACCGAGGACGGCGUGAGGUUUCUCCUUGGAAACUUCGGGGACAUUGACGAGGUUCUGUUGCUCCGCGACAUGCAGCAGAGGCCCACUGGCAAGGCUUACGUGCGCUUCAAGAGUCACUCGGAGGCUCUGAAAGCGCUGGAGGCAAUUGCCGGUGUUUCUGGUGCAGAUGGAGUGUCGAAGGCUUCGUGGUCUGAGUCCGAGAGGGCUCUGAGAGGCACACGUGGGGCCUACGGCUUGAACAUGCUACAGCACCUGCAAGGGGCAGGGGGAGGCAGACUGCAGGAGAUAUGCCAGGCUGCUGGCGCAAGCUCCUUAUAUGUGGAGCUUCUCGAUCCCGUCCUUGGCACGCUGGGCAGCCAGCACGUUCUCUUCGUGGUGCGAUGUGGAGAGUCUUUGCAGGCAGAAGAAUGUUGGAAGCUCCUCGCUGAAGCCCUCGCCCGUGUGCAUGAAGCCCACGUGUCAGAGGUGCGAGGUAGCCUCGUCCUGCGUGGGUUUCCGUCGUCCUGGUCAGAAAAGGGUCUCAAGUUUGUGUUUGCACCUUUUGGUGGACUUUCGUCCGUCUUCAUCGAAGACGAGGAAAAGGACAUCAUUGCAACGACCGUGUCGGGUGAGGUGCGAUCCUCAGGGCGAAUUGCAUAUGUGAAGCUCCGAAACAACCAAGCCAUGGACAAGGCCGUUACAAACUUGCACAAAACAAAGGUUGGCGACGGGGACCUGGUUGAGGAGUGCGUUGUGGCGUGCCACCGCUGGCACAGCAGCUCCUGGUCGGAUGGCAGCUUCCAGGUCAGCAUUUUCGUUGACCAGUUGGCUUUGAGCCGAAGACCCUCAGAGGUAGCUCCUGGACCCGAAGAUCGAGAGCUGUAUGUCCGGAAUCUGCCACUGCAUGAUAUGACCAGACAGCAGCUGCAAGAAUACUUCGAGGGCUUCGGCGAAGUGGAUGUUUUGCAUCUCAUCUCCGAUCCGUUCGCUGUGGAACCCUUAAACGAGGGGUAUGUACGAUUCAAGCACCAUCGUGAUGCCCUCCGGUGCAUCGAAGCGCUGACACCUGCGGACCCUGAGGAGGCAGAUCCUACGGAUCUUGCGGGCACAUGGUCUGAGUCGGAACGUGUCUUGCAGCGCAAGAACAACUGCUACAGGUUCAACCUCGUGUCAGAAUUGGUCGGGGCUGACGGAUCUGGACUGGAGAAGAUGAAGGCCGAAGCCAGGCUGAAGGGUCUUUGGAUCCUGGGCGACAGCCUUCAGCUCAAGGACCGCACAGCUCCGCAAGCUUCCGGCAGGCAACUUCACUUUGUUGGUCGGUGUUCAGAGGAGGCGGACGUUCGAUUCUUCCGCGAUGUGCUGGAGCGGGAAAUCGAGGUCAUACACAAGAAAAUUUCAUCGCGCCUCGAGAAGCGCAGGCACAAGGAGCUGGGAAGAGGAGCGGGCAAGGCAUCAGCUGAAUCUGGGCGAGGCUUAUUACCGCCAACUUUCGAAUGGGGGGCCUAG
This is a messenger RNA of Symbiodinium sp. CCMP2456, 2217 nucleotides long. Lineage: Eukaryota; Dinophyceae; Suessiales; Symbiodiniaceae. The record is from the annotation of a GenBank genome assembly.